Zea mays is the source of this 1065-nucleotide messenger RNA. Its product is annotated as protein LURP-one-related 11. Bases 128 to 736 code for a protein of 202 amino acids. The transcript has 2 exons. The record is from RefSeq and is a predicted model, not a curated record. NCBI's taxonomy places the organism in Eukaryota, Viridiplantae, Streptophyta, Magnoliopsida, Poales, Poaceae.
UCGAUCUUCAGUUCUUCACCACAUACGCAUGCUUCGAGAGCAAGAUAGCUGCUAGCUACCAUCUACCAACGGGUCAUCGGAGGUGGAGCAAGCAGUGGCCAGCUGCUCCUCCACGCCGCCGUCCACAAUGGCAAAGAUCAAGCCAUGGCCUGCAGGUCUGUCGCCCGACGAUGACUCAGAGCGUGAGCGGGGGCAGGCAGCAGCAUCGUACACGGUGUGGAUGAAGUCGCUGGUGUUCAACGGCAACGGCUGCACCGUGUACGGCGCCGACGGCCGCGUCGCCUACCGCGUCGACAACUACGGCUGCCGCGGCGGCAGGGAGGUGUUCUUCAUGGACCGCGCCGGCAGCAGCCUCGUCAGGAUCCAAAGAAAGAGCUUUUGCAUGUUUAGGAGAUGGGAAGCUUGCCGGUGCUUAGACGACGACGGGGAAGACGCGAGGCCGUGGUUCAGAGUGCACAAGACAUGGAAGCAUGGCUGCGGCGCCGGCGCCGCCGCCGACGUCGUGACGAUGCACGGCGGCGGAAGGACGUACGAGAUCGAGGGGAGCUCGCGCAAAUCGGACUACAGGAUCCGCGGCGCGGACGGCGCGAUCAUGGCGGCCGUCGGACGGAAGCGGACGGCGUCCGGGGUUGUGCUGGGGGACGAUGUUCUAACGCUGACGGUUGGGUCGGGGACGGACCAUUUGCUCGCCCUGAGCUUGGUGGUCGUGUGUGGCAUUAUGAACCGCCGCUUGUGAUAUGGGUGGGAAUGGGAAGGAACGACCAACCAAGAACGGAAUUGUUUCUUCUGUAAAUCAAAUACGUAUAACAUACUAGCUCUACUGCAGUUUGUCUCCAGUUCAUUGAAAUAGUUUCUUUCAUAUGACUGGUAAGAAGUUGGCAACUCUUGAGUCUUCACGAGAGGAACAAUUGGUGACUCUUGGCGGCGAGCUAGCUAGAGUUUGUUCGUGGAUAGGGGAGCAGUUUGGAACUUGUUUCCCACUACUGAAGAAUAGGGCUUCCAUCUAACAACAUUUGUUUCGAUUGUUUUAGAAACGGUAUUGAUACUAGACAAAUAGGGCUUCCG